AUGAACGACAGUCUUGUCAACCCUCCACUCCUCCAUAUCAACCACAACAACCAGCAAUACCACCAACAAGACCAAGAUUUGUCUUUUACAAACACCGAAUUCCAAGAAACUACCAAUGUGGUCGGACCUUUUGGAAUCACAGACGAUCAAGUCUUUUCACUUCUGUCACAAUGUCAGGAUAUCAUUUCCGAACUAGAGAAUCGUGUACUUGAACUAGAGACAGAUCUACACACAAUCCACGAAAGGCACAAUCACAAUAGAAGCACCUGGGAAUCGAUCGAGCAUCCAAAAGACCGCUCGGAUAUUCAAUUGAAAUCACGAGUAGAUCGAAGUCGAGUCUAUAAUGAAUUACCAUCCUCAGCAUCCUAUAACUAUUCUACCUACUAUCAGUAUCGACAUCAAUCUAAACGGGGUUCUUUGUUCAAGCAAUCUACUAAAGUCUGCUUCGCUAAAAAAAGUAUCUUGAAAUCCUGUGAGAUCUUCACGUCAGCUCAGAAAGGAGUCGGGUCAUCCAAGGGUCUCACACAUUCCACCAAACUCUCUUUUGAUGGUGACAUUCGCUUACCUGAUCUAUCAUAUUCACCAUCAUCGUUAAUCUUAUUAUUCCACAAAAGAAAAGAAGAUUUGUAUUCUGCCGCAACCAUUGUACCCUCAAUUCUAGAAUCAAAAGUGCCCACGGAAACAUGGACACCUCUCCAAAAUGUUCAUACUUCUACAAAAGACAACACAGAACAUUGUUUACCAGAACAAGAACAAAGAGUGUCUUUAGAUGAAAUCUAUAAACUGUCGUCAGGACAACCACAAUCACCAUCCCAACCACAAACUAUCUGUCCCGAAAGCGGCAUGCCAGGAGCCUGGAAGUUGCACGUCCCAGAAAGUCCGAGUCGGUCAUUCAAAAACUUGUGCGAGGAGCCAAUGAAGAAUAACAUACUUGGCUGGCCAUUAUUAUUAUUAUUCUUAUUGACAAAAGACAAAGAACGGCCGAGAAACCCUUACCUGAUGAACCAGACGACCACGAGGACAAGGCGCAAUUUCGACCGGGCAAUUUCCAAAGGAAAAGGUUGCUAUAUGCAACGUGCUCAUGAUCAUGAACAUGAAAAUGAACUAGAACUAGAACUUUCAAGCCAUACACAAUCCCAACAUCUUUUGACAUGGCCUCAUGUGGGGUCGGGGUUGGAGCACAAUAAUCCUGGGCACCCCUUUUCAUUCGAUGAGCCCGCGACGUUUGACAGCCGUUCAUCCGAGAAUACCAAAGAUGACAGGGUUUCCAGGAUGGAGUUCCCACCCAAUGGCUUUUAUCUCAACGAAUUGAUUCCCAAGAAACCUAAUCACCGGCCACUGCACAACUACCUACUUGGCUUAUGUUUGUUUGACACAAAGAGGCUGUGGCUAUCUUAA
Messenger RNA from Phycomyces blakesleeanus NRRL 1555(-), 1398 nucleotides. RefSeq lists its product as hypothetical. The transcript has 3 exons. The record is from RefSeq and is a predicted model, not a curated record. Bases 1 to 1398 code for a protein of 465 amino acids. Lineage: Eukaryota; Fungi; Mucoromycota; Mucoromycetes; Mucorales; Phycomycetaceae.